CUCUCCCUCUCCCUCUCCCUCUCAGAAACCAAAACCCGGAAAUUCCUAAAACAUUCCGCCCUUUCUUCAGAAGUCAUAACCCCGUACAACCCCCAAACCUGGAACUUUGCAGAAGAAGCAGAAAGGAAACACAAUACUAAAAAACCAAAUGCGACCACCGCCAGCAGCAACCGCGCAGCACCUCAUCCACAUGUCUCCACCGCUUUCCUCCGGGGAGCCACAAUUGUCCUCCACUUCAACCUCAUCGUGCAACCCCCAUACUUGCAGGUGGCGGCCUUACUCCAGCUCCAAUGACUUUGAAGCUAACGCAGCCAUGGUCUUAAUCAUUCUCUUCUGUGCUCUAAUAUGCUCGCUGGCUCUUAACGCAGCCAUCCGCUGCUUUCUGCGUGGCGGUGGUGGCCGUCCGCGCCAAUUUCGCCACAACAACAUUCCCCAAACCCAGCAAGAACUUGAACAGAGAAAGCCUAUCCCAGAGGCAGCUGUAGCAAGCAUGGUGGCAGCACCGACGCUGGUUUACACAACCGGGUUGAAGCUGGCAGGAGCAGAGGCUGAAUGUGCAAUUUGCUUGUCUGAAUUCGUGGAGGGAGAGGGGAUUCAAGUGUUGGCGAAGUGUAAGCAUGGAUUCCAUGUACAAUGUAUCCAGCAGUGGUUGUCUUCCCACUUCUCUUGUCCCACUUGCCGUUCUAGUUGUCUUUCACCAUCUCCAUCCUCAGAAGAAACUACCCACCAAUGCGUCGAUAACAGUUCGCAAACAGUGAUGCCCGAGCGGGAACGGGAACCGUAGCAGCUUUGCUUGCUCUUCUCCAUAGCGUAUGUAUGCAAUUGGCUUUAACAUAUUUCUUUUGUUAAGUUUUUUUUUUUUUUCAUUUAACGAGUACAACACUGUAUUUAACAUUCAGUACAAUUCUUACGUACGAAUUGGAGAACUUCAAAUGAUAUCAAGAACUGUACCCAUAAUUAUGACAAAA
Theobroma umbraticum is the source of this 968-nucleotide messenger RNA. RefSeq names its product RING-H2 finger protein ATL79-like. The record is from RefSeq and is a predicted model, not a curated record. Gene Ontology annotation, molecular function: transferase activity. Gene Ontology annotation, biological process: protein ubiquitination. NCBI's taxonomy places the organism in Eukaryota, Viridiplantae, Streptophyta, Magnoliopsida, Malvales, Malvaceae.